Messenger RNA from Hemibagrus wyckioides, 2297 nucleotides. It is a transcript of the gene maneal, whose product is annotated as mannosidase endo-alpha like. The transcript has 4 exons. Gene Ontology annotation, molecular function: alpha-mannosidase activity. Lineage: Eukaryota; Metazoa; Chordata; Actinopteri; Siluriformes; Bagridae. The record is from RefSeq and is a predicted model, not a curated record. Gene Ontology annotation, cellular component: Golgi apparatus. Bases 631 to 1941 code for a protein of 436 amino acids.
UUUGGGAUUCAGCUUGUGGUCCAUAGAAAAAAAAAUGCAGAAAAUCCUGCUAUCCUCUUCAUCGACCAGUGGACCGGAAGUCUUUAUGGAGCUGAUCGAUUCCAUAAUUUUGGCAUCCAAAACAGAUUAAAGGCCAGGACUGGGGAAGGAAGAAAGACAAGAAGAAUCAUUUGUAGCAGCUUUUAAUCGGAUGAAGGAAGUAAAAGAUGGAGCAUCAAAGGAAGCAUCAGUCGUGGGAUGGAAAUAAAGAGCAGUCCGCGGGGAGUGAGGAAAAUCCUGCCUUUCUUCUUAUGGAGGUUGAAAAAGCCGAGCUGGCGUUCUGAAAUAAGAUGGAUUAACAGAAAUGAGAUGGAUUUAACUGAAAUGAGAUAAAAAGCAAAAAAAAAAAUCACUUGCACUUUCUUUUCCCAUAGAUUUCAUGAAGCGCAUUUACGCAGCAAACGUGUCCAUGGAUCCAGACACUUGAUCUACAUAGGGUGCGAAACCAUUCGUACCCUGUUUACAUGUUUUUUGUUUUUUGUAUCUGAUCGAAACACGCUUUUAUUAUUAUUAUUAUUAUUAUUAUUAUUAUUAUUAUUAUUAUUAUUAUUAUUAAAACGCCUGCGCCUUUCAGCACCAUAGACAGCAGCAAUGACUCGCUUGCGCAGGAAGUUCUGCGUGGCCCUCUUCCUCUUCGCUCUCUUCAUCUUCGGCACCAUGAUGGGUUUACGAACCCUCAAGCCCACUGAUGGAUUCUCAGAUCUUGCGCCCGGGAUGGAGCUCGCACCCUUCGUAGGUGGGAAACUGCUGGACCGGCGACCAGCUCCAAACCAUGUGGACGUAAGCGACACCAAGGUCGUCUUGUCCAAAGCUGGCCAUGAGCACAGCAUUUUCUACGACGUUCACAUCUUCUAUUAUCUGUGGUACGGUGCACCGCCUGUGGACCAUGGUUACAUCCAUUGGGACCACGUCCUCGUUCCUCACUGGGACCCCAAAAUAGCUGCCAGUCACCCCAAAGGAAGGCACAAUCCACCAGAGGACAUCGCAUCCAGUUUCUACCCUGAGCUCGGACCCUACAGCUCGAGGGAUCCCAAUGUACUGGAGGCACACAUGGCACAAAUCGAAGCAGCUGCUGCAGGUGUUGUCGUUCUCUCUUGGUACCCGCCUGGUGUGGCAGAUGAACACGGAGAACCUACUGAGGAUCUGGUGCCUUCCGUGUUGGACGCUGCCCAUAGGCACAGUCUCAAGGUGGCGUUUCACAUCCAGCCGUACCGCGAGCGGACCGACCUCAGCAUGCAUGACAACAUCAAAUACAUUAUUGACAAGUAUGGAAAUCAUCAUGCAUUCUACAGAUUCAAGUCCAGCACAGGUCGAAUCCUCCCCAUGUUCUACGUGUAUGACUCGUACCUGACCCCGCCUGAAUCCUGGGCAGAGUUACUGACCCAGCGCGGCUCCCACAGCCUGCGAGGAACACCUUAUGACGGGAUCUUCAUUGGCCUUGUCGUGGAAGAACGUCACAGACACGACAUCCUGGCAGGUGGCUUCGACGGCAUGUACACCUAUUUCGCGUCCAACGGCUUCUCCUACGGCUCCUCCCAUCAGAACUGGAAGACCAUCAAAGAUUUCUGUGAUGGGAACAACCUGCUUUUCAUGCCCAGUGCCGGGCCGGGUUACGUAGACACUGCGGUUCGGCCGUGGAACAACCACAACACGCGAAACCGAGUCAGCGGACGUUAUUACGAGACCUCUUUGCAGGCCGCGCUGUCGGUGAGACCGGACAUCAUUACCAUUACUUCAUUUAACGAGUGGCACGAAGGCACGCAGAUCGAGAGAGCCGUACCUAAGAAGACUGCUACUCGUCUGUAUUUGGACUACAAGCCUCACGAGCCUGAUCUUUACCUGGAGAUCACUAAGAAGUGGGCUGAACAAUUUAGUAAGGAGAAAGAGCAGUGGUUAUUGUGAUUGGAACUGAUGAAGGAUUGGAAAUUGUUUAGCACAAAUCCUAUAGACUCUUCUGUUUUGUAUUCGGCAUGGUUUGAUGAACAAGGUUUAUUGUUCCCUCUGACCUCUGUCUGAAUAUUUAUGACAUUUCCUCGGGCUAACCUUAGGCACCGUUAGGAUUUUAUAAGCUCAAACUCACCAACUUUUAUUAGGGAGCUCUGAUUCAAACAUGUUUUACUCUGCGGAAAGAGUGUGAGCUCAUAUUUCCUUGUAACCUGAAUGUGACUCAACGGAUUCAUAAAUAAAGAAUUAAAACCAACACCUAGGACCUAGGUUAAUUGUCCGAAUCGAAUCAUUGCCGAACAUUAUUUUAUGAC